ACUUGUUCUUCUGAUCUUUAGACAGGCUAAUCAUCAAAACGUCGUUGUCAUCUAGGAAAUAACACACUUUGUUAUACAUCAUCAUCCUCAUCUACUUAAUAUUAUCAACAAAAUACAAUAAUGGCUGAAGACGGAAGAAUUCAAACAGUUUGGGUUAUGAUUUUAUUGUUCACUUCUUGUUGUUUCUUUACAUUUGUUGCUAUCCUUUUCGGCAUUAUUGCUUCUGCAAUUACCGACCCUAACGAAAUGUCUAAUGCCAUGUCUUGUACAGUGCUGAAACCACAAGUGAAUUGUAAAACAUGUGAAGGAACCCAUACUUGUUGCGAAGCUAUUGUAAAAGUUGCCCCUGGAACACUCUUUGCUAAUGUAACCAAUUUCCAACCAAUAAGAACAACUGAAGAAUUUAGUAGUGAAUCAACCUAUUAUUCAUAUGCCGCCAAUUCUACAGUAACUUGUUAUGUAGGAAUUGACCCAGAAAGUGAAGAGGCUCACUAUGCCAAGUAUGAUGGACCAAAAGUUGAAUUGAAGACUGUUGCUAUCGUCACUGGUUGCAUUGCCAUUUGUUAUACUGCUGGUUUGAUUUUGGCCCCAUUCUUCUCCAAAUCUCUUCAACAAACUCACUGAGAAAACUAAUUGUACAUUUUGCUAAUAAUACUUCGUACAAACCUAUUAUCCAAAAAUUCUAUUGAAUGUUAUUUGGAAUUUUAAAUUGCAAUCAUGUGAAAUAUUUCCGAAAUCAAAAAUAAAAAAAUAAAAAAUUAAUUUUAA
Naegleria gruberi is the source of this 768-nucleotide messenger RNA. RefSeq lists its product as uncharacterized. Lineage: Eukaryota; Heterolobosea; Eutetramitea; Acrasida; Naegleriidae. The transcript has a single exon. The record is from RefSeq and is a predicted model, not a curated record. The coding region runs from base 121 to 624 and encodes 167 amino acids.